This is a messenger RNA of Ostrea edulis (European flat oyster), 2314 nucleotides long. RefSeq names its product medium-chain acyl-CoA ligase ACSF2, mitochondrial-like. Bases 52 to 1761 code for a protein of 569 amino acids. The transcript has 2 exons. Lineage: Eukaryota; Metazoa; Mollusca; Bivalvia; Ostreida; Ostreidae. The record is from RefSeq and is a predicted model, not a curated record.
ACAUAAUUCAGAGGACUUUAACACGGAAGAGGACACAGAAUCUUGUUUACCAUGUCAGAGUUCAGUUAUAUGUGUGUUCCACGGACUAUUCCAUACAAGUACAAAACAAUUACCCAAGUCUUCAGGGAAAUCACAACGUCAUUUCCAAACAAAGAAAUUAUCAUUAAUCGAGGCAUUGAGGGAAAUCGGGAAAGCCUGACUUGUCGUCAACUUCAGUCCCAGGCAACAAAGUUAGCAGGUUAUCUCGUUAUGAAAGGAAUUAAAAAAGGAGAUAAAAUUGCUCUCUCUGGACCCAACACUUUAGAAUGGGUGAUUGCAGAAUUAGCGAUAAUCAUGGCGGGGGCUGUUGUAGUUCAUACGUCCUUCAGCAACACGGACGCCAGAGAUGUUUACGAAAUAGUUUCAAUUGCUGAGUGCAAGGCGUUUUUGAUAGAUCCGGGAAGAAAAGAUGAAUAUGUAGAUAUGAUUUUACAACUUAUUGCACUCGUUCGUCGACAACAUCCUAGUAAAGACGGCACUGAGGAAGGCUUGGACGAUUUACCUUUGGUGUUGCUCAGAAAGAGCGAGCAUCUAACAUCCUAUGGUGAUCUUCCUGGGAUAUUACAGUUGAAUGAAAGCGAUGUUGAAUUCCCUACCCUCUACCCUGAGGAUGAAAUAGCAAUUUUCACGACGUCUGGAAGCACGGGAAAGCCUAAAAUGAUCCCUAAAACACAUUUUCAUGCAACCAACAAUCAUAUGAUUUUCCCUGGGAAAACAUACAACGAUCGACCAUUUGGUUGGGCAGCCGGAUCUCCCAUUUUCACAGUGUGCCAAGGGGAACCUAGAGUAUUUUGCGACUCAUCAGUCGCCACAGAAGGGCAUAACACUAUGAAAAUAUGGGACGUAAUCAAAGAAGAACAGUGCACAUCGGCAUUAUUGUUACCUUACUUUCUUUUAGAUCUGGUGGCUCACGAAAACAAUUACAAAGAUCCGUUCAAACUUGACGUGGUCAUCACAACUGGACAGCCGAUUAACAAUCUCCACACAAAGGUUGCUGGUAUAUUUACAAACACUCUGAAAUUUGGGUAUGGAUCAACCGAGACAUAUUGGAAUUCUGUACUUUCGCCCAUUGAUACUGCUGGUAAAAUAAAAGCUGGUGACGUAGGAACACCACUUCCAGGCGUUGAAAUCAAGAUCAUUGACAUAGAUGGAAACGUUUUAAGAAAAGGGGAGAACGGGGAACUUUGUUUACGCAGCGUAUGUGGUUUUGAGAAAUAUUACCAGAACACAGACUUAACUGACGAAGUCCUUUUGCCUGGGAAGUGGUUUCGUUCAGGCGACAUUGCGCAGAUAAAUGAACACGAUCAUAUCAUUAUCAAAGGCCGGAGCAAGGACUGUAUUUCUCGAGGUACAAGGAAAAUUCUGCCAAGUAGUAUCGAAGAAAUCGUUAUUACAAAGAAUGGUAUCAAAAAUGUGUUUGUGGUUGGUGUACCUGACAAACGUCUAUAUGAAGAAAUAUGCGUUUGUUACGUAACAGACCCACGGUAUGAAAUUUCCCCAACCGAUAUAAAACAGUUUUGCAUGGAGAAGUUCGUUGGGCACGAUGCCAUCGAUGGUCUUGGAGAAAUGCCAAAGUAUUUUCUCCGAUUCCAUAGUCUGCCAAUGCUGGAUAAUGGAAAGAUCGACAAAAGGCAGCUGAGAACUAAUGCCAUUCAGCAACUAGGAUUGACUGAUCAGAUGGAAGGUGAACUCUUAAUUUCAAAUGCCACUACCGAGAGAUGAAUGUUAUAGAUCUAGCGAUUAACUGAAAUUUUUUCUAGAUCAAUGAUAUCAAAACCUAUGGCUUUUGAACACCAUACACGACCAUGCCUCAUGAGAAAUUAAAGACUAUACUUUUUGACAUCAUAGACAGUUGCUUCUUCAACUAAAAUGGAAAAAAGGAAAUAUUCAUAUCUAGUGAUCAGUCAUCCGAAAUCUUACUUUGUUAAACACCAAUUUGAUCCCACGCACAAAUACUCUGAAGUUGAAACACAAAAUAUGCUAGAGUUCCUCAUUGACAAUACAUUCGUGGUCGUAAGUGAUCAGGUCUUCCAACAGUCUGUUGGAAUUCGCAUGAACACGAAGUGUGCUCCUUUGUUAGCUGGCCUGUUUCUAUAUUCAUAUGAAACAGAAUUUAUUCAAAAUUCAUAAAACAUUUCUUGCCGUGGCGUUCAAUUCGACAUUUAAAUAUAUGGAAGGCGUUUUGUCUAUUAACAAUAAUAACUUUCAUUAAUGUGUCGAUUCGAAAUAUCACUGUAAACUCGAAAUAAAAGACACAACAUAGUCGUCCACUUCU